This is a messenger RNA of Trichogramma pretiosum, 1960 nucleotides long. RefSeq names its product probable cytochrome P450 6a17. The record is from RefSeq and is a predicted model, not a curated record. Gene Ontology annotation, molecular function: iron ion binding; monooxygenase activity; heme binding. The coding region runs from base 479 to 1960 and encodes 493 amino acids. The transcript has 5 exons. NCBI's taxonomy places the organism in Eukaryota, Metazoa, Arthropoda, Insecta, Hymenoptera, Trichogrammatidae.
UUUUAAAAUUCACUAACAUUAAUUUUCCUGUUUUUAGCGAUUUUUCUUUUACACUUAUGUUAUGAAAAUAUUAAGCACUUUUAAAUUACUUAAAAAUGACAAUAUAUAACAUGUUAAAAAAUUUUUGACCUGUCUUCAGAUUGAUUAUACAACUGUAAGCCUUCGCCGCUAGAUGGCAAGUAGCAUUAUUUGUGAAUCUGCAAGUGUGAAAGUAAAAUAAUUAUAUAUAAAUAUAAGUCAUUUGCUAAGUUUACAAUCAAGUAUACCAAUUGUCGCUAAGUUACCAAUAAUCAUUUUCUUACGAAAUCCCGGAAAAGUGAUUCCAAGUUGCCAAUUACACAAGAUAGAGAAUGAAUUUAAGUCGCGAUACAAACCGCUAUAGUAACGGCGCCGCUAUAGAAGAGCUAAUCACGAUGGCAAGCGAUCGCUAAAAGAUGAACAAUACGAGAGAGCAAGAAAGAUUCGUAAAAGUGUUCGGAUGACUCAAAUUUUGCUGGCGAUCAUCCUGGGGUUGUUGGCCUACGUGUAUCUGUCAUGGCUGAAGACGAAAAAUUUUUGGAAGAAACUCGGUGUAAAGGGUCCGACACCCUUGCCGCUGGUCGGCAACUACAAGGACGCCAUCCUGGGCAAGAUGCAUUCCAGCCUGAUUAUGCAAAAGUACUAUGACGAGUAUAAGGAGGAACCGUUCGUCGGCACGUUCGGCCGUAACAUGCCCAUGCUCAUAAUGCGCGAUCCUGACCUCAUGAAGGACGUCCUUAUCAAGGACUUCAGCAGCUUUCCCGAUCGGGGCCUGAUUUCGAGAGAGUCCAAUGACCCUUUCAGUCAGAAUCUGCUGAAUCUCAAGCACAAUCGCUGGCGACCUUUGAGGAACAAACUUGCCCCGGUCUUCAGCUCGGGAAAAUUGAAGGACAUGUUUUACCUGAUCAUCGACUGUUCGAAAAUCUUCGGGAAGUACGUGGAGAGGGUGGCGGAAACCGGCGAGCCCAUAGAGUGUAUCGAGCUCACGGCAAAGUACACCACCGACGCGAUCGGCGUCUGCGCCUUCGGUCUUAACACCAAUUCGCUCGGCGACGAGGACAGCGGAUUCAGAAAAGCCGGUCGCGAUCUCAUGUCCAGCGGCACGAGGAAUGUCCUCAGGCGAAUGCUGCGCGAGUAUGUGCCGAAAUUGUACGGUCUUGUAUGGCCACUCGUGUAUAAUGGAGCCCUCGACUUUUUUUUUGACUCGAUGAAGGCGACCAUGGAAUACAGGAAGAACAGCAAGGAGAGACGAAACGACUUCGUCGAUUUGCUGAUGGAUUUGAGGAACGAAAAGUUCAACGAUUUCGAAAUGACAGACUCCCUGCUGAUAGCUCAGACGCUCAUAUUUUUCCUCGCUGGCUUUGAGACUUCGUCAACGACUAUAAGCAAUGCAUUGUACGAGCUGGCACUUAAUCAAGAGAUUCAAGACAAGCUCAGACAGGAAAUAAGGGAUACCCUCGAAAGGGAUGGUCAGUUUACUUACGAUAAUAUCAAGCAAAUGAAGUAUUUGGAUCAAGUAGUCAAAGAAACUUUGAGAAAGUAUCCACCGGGCAGCUUUUUAAUCAGAGCUGCUGCGACUUCUUACACCUUCAAAGGCACUGACGUCACAAUACCGAAAGAUACUCGAAUAAUGUUUCCGGUCUGGGCCAUACACAACGAUGCGGACAUUUACCCCGAUCCCGAAAAGUUCGAUCCCGAACGGUUCACCGAGGAAAAUCAAAAGAGCAGGCAUCCGAUGAAUUAUUUGCCUUUCGGCGAUGGACCGCACAAUUGCAUUGGUCUGAGAUUCGCCAAUUUACAAACGAAAAUUGGAAUAGCUACUCUGAUCAAGAGUUUCCGCGUGAAUCCGUGCAGCGAGACGUGCAUACCAUAUCGUGUUCAUCCAAGGUCAUUCAUUCCAGCUCCGAUAGGAGGGAUAGUUUUGAAAUUUUCCAAAGUAUAA